AUGCCGAUUAAAAGAGGUCACAUUGCACCACACAACACUUACAUCGUCACUCUUAUCAGGAACUUUGAUUCGCAAUAUGAAAACUUCAUCGUAGCAAACGCCUCUUUGCCAUCCAGACCAAUUAUAUACUGUAGUGAUGGGCUCUGUGAUCUUCUUCGAUACACAAAAGGCCAACUUAUGUUCAAGUCUUCCGCCUUGUCUGUGUUUUACGGUCCUGAAACCACUCCUGGAUCUAUGGAAGCACUUCUGGCUUCUCUUAAUCAACCUAAUGAGACAGAAAUAUGCAUGAACCUGUAUUCCAGAGACAAUUGUGUCAUAUCUUUCCGCAUUGUCGUAACGCCUGUUCGCGAUGAAAAUGGUGGAUUACCCCUAUAUUUGCUUUUCUUCAGAGAGGAAGUCAGUGAUGCGCAGACAUCUCAUAUUAACAAAAGGCCGAGUCUAUACACAAGGUGGCAGCUUAAGUCGUUCCGCGUAAACAGAAGUCCUAAUCAUAUGCCGAAGACUGGCAGUCGUUCAAAUGCUCCAAAGUCGUCUAAACCUGUUAUGGAUUUCAGAAGACACUUUAAAGAUAGAAGAAGUGAUACAUCUGAUUUAAAACUAAAUCCUAUUGCUGGAGACUCUGGUCCUACAGAAACACUAGCUUGCCCCCAAACUUUGUCAACAAAUGAGAAAACCCAGUUUAUUGAAGAUUGCAAUGCUGAAUGUGUAUCUGUCCAGUCAAAAGGGUGUCGUCCAGUUUCUCUCUUUCUACCUAAGGAUCAGAGUGAUGUAUCUCCUAGGGGAUUGAUGCAAUCAAAGGUGGAUUUAUCAGAAAGUCGACAAGGCAAUCCUCAACGUCUUGAAAAAUCAAAGCAUAGACCGGCUACUUGGUAUAGAAGCCACAAUGAAGACGAAAAUCCUGAAAUGAUACACAGUUCUACAAGGAGUCGCCACUUGCAUCCAGCCAGUGAAGAGUCUGAGGCUCUUCAGUUGGUAUUGAGUAGCCAUGCAGAACCUCCAAAGUCAUCUGUUACUGAAAAAUUCGCUCAAUUCCUCUCUAUGGAUGAAGAUUUGCAUGUGGAGCAUCGUUUCCAGUCUCCACGUAUGCAUAAAUUUACUUUAAAACACUACAGUGUUUUCAAAGCUGUUUGGGAUUGGAUUAUUUUGGUACUAAUUAUUUACACUGCCAUUUUCACUCCGUAUAUGACAGUUUUUCUCAUGAAUACCGGAAACAAGUAUGCAAAAUUAAUUUCCUCAGGAAAUACCUCCUCUGCAAACGUUAUUGGUACUAGUUAUCUACGAAAUAAAUCGUCGACUAUGAAUAAUUCAACAUUGAACAUUCAUUCUGUCCAGUCGUCGUCUUCGACUACAACUUCUCAGGGUGCGUCAAAAUUAUUGUCAACUGUUGACAUUCUAGUCGAUAUCAUGUUCAUAAUUGACAUUCUGAUUAAUUUUCGUACUACCUAUGUGAAUAAAAAUGAUGAAGUUGUUUCACACCCCAAGCGUAUCGCUGCUCAUUAUAUCAAAGGCUGGUUUAUAAUUGAUCUGGUAGCAGCUAUCCCAUUCGAUCUGUUGUUUUAUCGUUCAUCUGGAGAUCAACCUACUGCACUAACUGGCCUUUUAAAAUCAGCUCGUCUUCUCCGUCUAGUUGGUAUUGUUCGAAAAUUGGAUAGAUAUUCAGAGUAUGGUGCUUCAAUUUUAAUAUUAUUAACAGCCUUAUUUGCUUUAAUCGCCCAUUGGUUGGCUUGUAUUUGGUAUGCCAUUGGUCAUGCAGAGCAUUUGUAUAGGGAACCGAAAAUUGGUUGGUUAGACACACUUGCUAUACAUACAGAACAAUAUUAUACUGAUCAACCGAAUUCAGGUCCGGAUUUGAAAACAAAAUAUAUCACAGCACUAUAUUUCACAUUUUCUAGUCUUACAUCAAUCGGUUUUGGAAAUGUCAGCCCGAAUACAAAUGCUGAAAAAAUUUUCUCCAUUGUUGUUAUGCUAGUUGGAUCCCUAAUUGGAACAGCACGUUAUCAUGCACAAAUGUUACGUAUUAAAGAAUUCAUACGUUUUCAUCAGAUACCAAGUCCAUUACGUCAACGAUUAGAAGAAUAUUCUACUCAAGUAUGGGAGCAUACUAACGGCAUAGAUAUGACAAUGGUUCAAUAUAGCUUUCCAGAGUCAUUACAAUCAGAUAUUUGUCUUUAUGUUUACCGUCAUUUUUUAAGUGGAUCAGCCGCAUUCAAGUCACUAAAUGAUGGUUGCCUUCGAAAUAUAUCUCUGCGUAUCCGUUCUUCACAUAUGCCACCAAGUGAUACAUUAGUGCACACUGGUGAUCUAUUGACAGCUGUCUAUUAUGUUGUUAAAGGCAGUUUAGAGGUUGUGACCACAGAUGACGUCAUUUUAGGUGUGUUGAAUCCUGGUGAUUUUUUCGGUGGUCUCCCUCCUCUAGCUACAGUGCAGAAGAACCUAAAUACAAACAAUUUCGGAAAUGCAUGGGAUUAUUGUGUAAACAAUCGUUUUGCUAACAUGAAUACUAGUUCAAAAGUUAUGCAAAGUGAAGACUAUGCAUCUAUGCAGAACGAUAAUAAUAACCAUAAUGGCAAUAAUGCGAACGGUGUUGUUUAUCAACCGAAUCCACCUCCAAAAUCUCGUUUUGCUGUUCGUGCACUGACAUAUGCCGAUGUUCAAUUCAUUGACAGGCAUGAUUUAGCUGAAUUAUGUUCUAUUUAUCCAGAAUUAUCUCUACGAUUAUUGGAACGUUUUGAGUUAACGUUACCGUUAACUAUUUCACCUGCCACGAAACCUACCAAACAUUCUGCAACUAUGCCUAAUGUAGAGACAUUUCUAGACGCUACAUCAUCAUGGCAUAUUGUUUGUCCACUUCUUUUGAGUGGUUCAAUGUCUUCGCGUACAGGUGAAUAUUCAAAAUUAAGUGUGUUAAAUAGUUCAGCUCAGGGUAGAUAUAGUGAUAAUCCAUUCACUGGUAAACCGCCAUGGGAAUUAGAGCGUUUCCAACGCUUAUUUGAUCAUGGUGCAUUGUCAUAUAGUCCAACCGCCUAUCCUAACGCUCAAGUACCUGUAUACUUUACUGACUCAUUAUAUAAUCCGUGUCCUACAGCUCCUUGUCAUCAACCACCAAUGGCCCGCAAAUCAGAAUCCAUCACCAUAUGCUCAACUCAUUCAUCUGAACAAAAUCCUUCAUUACCUGUUUCGCCUAUAAUUAAUAAUCAAUCAUUACAAGAACGUCGAUUACGUAUGCGCUCAACACGCAAUAUUUCACCGAAGCCAUCACACUCGUCGAUUCUAAAUCUUCCAACUCAUUCUACCGAUAUAACUAAUCAUGCAGUUUAUUCACCUGUGAUACCUCAAACAAUUUCACAUACUCCAGGAAAGAAACUUAUGGAGGAAGAAAAACAAAUUAUUGAUAUACUAGUUGCUCGUUUUGCAAAUGUUGAAAAGCAAAUAGAAAAUCUGGACAUUCGUAUAUCACAGUCUGUCACUACUAUCCUACAACAGUUAGAAUCAAAAUUGGCUAAACACCGACCAUUUUCCAGUUGA
Messenger RNA from Trichobilharzia regenti, 3525 nucleotides. The record is from the annotation of a GenBank genome assembly. NCBI's taxonomy places the organism in Eukaryota, Metazoa, Platyhelminthes, Trematoda, Strigeidida, Schistosomatidae.